AUGUUUCUAUUGCUCUUUGUCCUUAAGAAAGUACAUUUGAAAAUCUUCUCGGUAAAUUGCCAAAAAUAUCAUCAGCAAGCAAGAAUCCAACUAAAUAAAUCAGAUUCUUGCUAUUAUAAAAGAAAGAGAACAUCUGUGCAUGUCUAUGUUCGAACCUCACAUUUACCACUCCUAUUGUUUUUCAAUUCAUAUAAACAUCAGAAUAAAGUUCGACCAAAGAUUAACUCGUGUACAAUGAUGCUCAUUAGGUAUACUCAGAUGAACGAUGAUGAGUGA
Molecule: messenger RNA, 276 nt
Organism: Adineta ricciae
Lineage: Eukaryota; Metazoa; Rotifera; Eurotatoria; Adinetida; Adinetidae
Source: the annotation of a GenBank genome assembly